AUGGCUCGAGAGGGAUCUUCGAUCGAGGCAAAUGGUGCUGGCUCCAUGGCCAACCAGGACCAUGAUGGCCACAUCACCACCCCCGGCACUGUGACAAUAACGACUGAAGAUCGCCGUCUGCGUCGUCGAGAAGCAGGCCGAUGCGGCGGUGUGUUCCAGGUCAUCCGUAACGACAUAUGGGAAGGGUAUCAGUACGCUCCGCAAGGUAACCAACCACGUCUCGCUGGAGGAGAAGAUCGAGGAGUAGGCUUAUCUUGGGACACGAUCGAAUCUGCAUCCACUUCGUCAGCAUCAUUGGUAUCAGACUCAACUCUGCAGCCUACCCCUGACCCUUGCUUCGAUCCAGACUCAAGCUUCGUUCCAUUCAAGACCACCACAGCUCCUGGACGAAAGGGAGAAAACAAGUCGAAAUGGACAGUCGACCGAACGGGUAAGAUACGGAACAAGAUGACCAGUGAGAUUGUCGACACCAAUGACGCGAACAGAAACUGCUCCUUCUUGGGUCCGCAGAUCAAUCCAGGCGCAGGGAUUCCAGAGACCAAGGACGACUCCGGACCUCCUAUUAUGCCUGUGCAUAGCACACAGACAGAUCUGGAGAUCACUUCCGGCCAGAAAGGGGCAGCAGGAGGAGAUGCAGACCCGGAGUCAACAGCUGACUCGACCACAAAGACGAAAGCAAAGCCAGAGGCCAGCAUCAACACGCACCACGACCGCCACAACUAUGGCCCAACCCUUAGCUUGUUGAAGACGAGCCUUGUCAAGAAAAUCAAGGGUGUAAAGUGGAUGCCGAACUUGACUCGUCGUCGUGGCCAAAGCCACUCCCGUGAAUGCUCGUACACCAGUGCAAAUCCAACCCCCAGAACGGCUCCAACGUCGGUCAACAAAGCUUCACGAGUCGUACGCAAACAACCAGGAACAGCUGGAAUGCUGGACGUGGACGUGAACAAAAACAAAAACAAACCGUUACCCUGCAUUCCAAGCCUCAUGACCACGGAAUCCGACAUUGAUCUGCGUCUGCAUCCACGUCCGCAUCCACGUCCAUGUCCAGGUCCAAGUCCAAAGCCAAACACACACGGUCACGGGAACGGGGAGGCACCGACUCACCUUCAACAAAGUCCCAAACUACACCCGCAACUGUUAGGCCACAUAAGAACCACCAUGACUGAGACUCGAACAUCCUCGUUGCCGUCGGCGCCACAAUUGCCAGAGAUCACAAUCAUGUCUCCAAGUCAAGCCAAAGAGUGCAUGGCGGCGCUGGUGCUGGACCCAGCCUCUCAAACUCCGAUUCAAAAUGACAGCGAUAAUCGAAACGAGGAAAUCGACAAGGCUUUCUUCUCUUCACCUCCGCUUCCGUUUCCACCUCCAGCCAGUGACGCAAACACACACACACACACACACACACACACACACACACACACGCCAAUAGGGGCAAAGACACAGACACAAACACAGACGAUGAGACGACAGGGAGAAGACCACUGA
Exophiala spinifera is the source of this 1482-nucleotide messenger RNA. RefSeq lists its product as uncharacterized. Bases 1 to 1482 code for a protein of 493 amino acids. The record is from RefSeq and is a predicted model, not a curated record. Lineage: Eukaryota; Fungi; Ascomycota; Eurotiomycetes; Chaetothyriales; Herpotrichiellaceae. The transcript has a single exon.